Molecule: messenger RNA, 2078 nt
Organism: Scomber japonicus (chub mackerel)
Lineage: Eukaryota; Metazoa; Chordata; Actinopteri; Scombriformes; Scombridae
Gene: pbx1a
Product: pre-B-cell leukemia homeobox 1a
Exons: 9
Coding region: 116-1402 (428 amino acids)
Biological process (GO): neuron development; regulation of transcription by RNA polymerase II; animal organ morphogenesis
Cellular component (GO): nucleus
Molecular function (GO): DNA-binding transcription factor activity, RNA polymerase II-specific; RNA polymerase II cis-regulatory region sequence-specific DNA binding
Source: RefSeq, a predicted model, not a curated record
GAGACGCAGAGGAAUCCAGAGGAAUUUCCGAGGAUAUUUUUUCUGUGAUAUUUUUUCUCUUCUUGCUAUUGAAAUUUAAAAGUUGGAGGCGAGGCAGCAGGGACCGUGGUCAAGGAUGGACGAGCAGCCGCGGUUGAUGCACUCGCACGGAGUAGGCAUGGCCGGACACCCCGGCCUGGCGCAGCAUAUGCAGGAUGGCACGGCGGGGACGGACGGAGAGGGAAGGAAGCAGGACAUCGGAGACAUAUUACAGCAAAUAAUGACCAUCACAGACCAAAGCUUAGACGAAGCACAGGCGAGGAAACAUGCACUGAACUGCCACAGAAUGAAACCUGCUCUCUUCAACGUGUUGUGUGAAAUAAAGGAGAAAACAGUGCUCAGUAUCCGUGGUGCCCAGGAAGAGGAACCUCCAGAUCCCCAGCUGAUGCGACUGGACAACAUGCUGCUGGCAGAGGGCGUGGCCGGGCCAGAGAAGGGCGGCGGGUCGGCAGCUGCAGCAGCCGCAGCAGCGGCCACCGGCGGUAUCGGUGCCGACAACUCAGCAGAACACUCCGACUAUCGGGCCAAGUUGUCGCAGAUCAGACAAAUUUACCACACGGAGCUGGAGAAGUAUGAACAGGCGUGCAAUGAGUUCACCACCCAUGUGAUGAACCUGCUGAGGGAGCAGUCUCGAACACGACCCAUCUCGCCCAAAGAGAUCGAGCGCAUGGUCAGCAUCAUCCACCGCAAAUUCAGCUCCAUCCAGAUGCAGCUGAAACAGAGCACCUGCGAGGCCGUCAUGAUCCUGCGCUCACGCUUUCUCGACGCCAGACGAAAGAGGAGGAACUUCAACAAACAGGCGACAGAGAUUCUAAACGAGUACUUUUACUCCCACCUCAGUAACCCCUAUCCCAGCGAGGAGGCCAAAGAAGAGCUGGCCAAAAAAUGCAGCAUCACAGUUUCACAGGUAUCAAACUGGUUUGGGAACAAGAGAAUCCGAUACAAGAAAAACAUUGGCAAGUUCCAAGAAGAGGCCAAUAUGUACGCAGCGAGGACCGCAGUCAAUGCAACCAGUGUGUCUGCUCACGGCAGCCAGGCAAACUCCCCAUCAACUCCCAAUUCAGCAGGUUCUGCUGGCUCUUUUAACAUGUCAAACUCCGGAGACUUGUUCAUGAGUGUGCAGUCCCUCAAUGGGGACUCAUACCAAGGGGGGCAGGUUGGGGCCAACAUACAAUCCCAGGUGGAUACCCUUCGCCAUGUUAUCAGCCAGACCGGAGGAUACAGUGACAGCCUCGCAGCCAGCCAGAUGUACAGUCCACAGGGCAUCAACACAAACGGUGGCUGGCAAGAUGCUCCGACUCCUUCGUCAGUGACAUCACCCACAGAAGGACCUGGAAGCGUUCAUUCGGAUACUUCCAACUGAAUCUAUCCAUCUCUACACCUCAUCCAUAAAAAAACAUGAACUGACCUUGCUAUCCACAGUAUUAAACUAAAGGAAUUCACUGUCACACAGUUUGGAGAUGUACUGUGAAAUCCUAACCAGAAAAAAAACAAAGCGUAUUUCCUCUGCUUCUAACUUUGGACAUUUGGGAUACAAACAACAAGUUUCACAAUAAAAAGCAAAACAACACUGCAGUUGAUGGAGAAGUUUGUACAGAUUUCACAUUAUAUUCAGAGGGCUGGGGUUACUUAUUCACUCGUAAUGUUUUCACUCAUCAUGAUGAAAUGAUAUGAUAAAGUAAAUAAAUCCAACCAUUGGUUUUAACAGAAAAUACGUCAUUCUACCUCUCAGCCACUAAAAGAAGAAAGUAGAAAAAAAAUGUCAGUGACCAUUAUUUGUUUUGUAAAAAUGAAACUUUUGUCUUUGCAAGCAAGAGGCACAUCUUCUUACUUACAUUUUGUUGUCUCUCACCUAUUCUAUGGUACGCCAUUUUAGACUUAAAUAUUGCUCAGUUGUUUACAAUGUGUGCUUGAUAAAGUUCAUCUUCCCCUCUUGUCUCCGACAAGUUAAAACAGAGUUCUGUCAGGAGAUUUUACCUCUAAGGUAACCCUGUGAAGUAUAUUAUCUGUAAAACAAUAAAUAAAUACUUGUCAUCAAA